UGUGUGUGUGUGUGCGCGCGCGCGCGUGUGUGUAUGUGUGUGAGAGAGAGGGGGGGGAGAGAAAAAAAGCAGAGAAACGAAGAAAGCGAGAGCUGUGAGCUGCAGUGUUUGACCAGGUCUGAACACGGAAUCAGGAGCACACCUUUAGACGAGGAUUGCUGCUUCACUGGCCUCCUUAAACAAGGGAUAUUUGUGGAUGACUGGACCGGAUCGUGCUGAAGCAGUGAGGAGAUCAGCAGGGAUCAGAUCCGACAGGGAAUGUUCUGUAUGGAAUUAACCCGCCGAGGAGCUUCAUUCAUGUGGCCGUAGAGUCGGAAUUGGUUUCAAAGUCCGAAACGCGCGAGAACGUUCGCUUAACUUCAUUUUUCUAUGAUUCCAAUAGGUUUUUUUUAUUAGUUUGAGGUUGAACCUGUUUUUGUCUCGGGUCAGUGUAAAUCCUGCGCGCUGUUUACUUAUUGUCUAACAACAUGAACUAGUGCAUUUAAACACAUGAACUCAAGUAGUUGCGUUUUACUUGUGCGUGUCUACGCACGACUGACGGCAUUCACUUUUGAAUGUAUUGGAUUUUCAGUGUAGCAUUGCACUUAAUUUACACUUUGUAUAUUUUAAUGCUACAUAAUAACGUGCCUUUAAAGCCCAUGUUGUGGUUUUGUUCCCGACCCACGGUGCUCUGCUGUGCGCGCGCUGCACCGCGCUCGGCCAACCUUAAUGUUGCACAAGCUGAUAAACAGUUGUGAAACCCUGCGAUUGGAACAGAAUUAAAAAACAAAACACACACAUUUUUAAAUUGUCGUAUGUUCAGGACGAAACACUCAGGUCUCGUGCGGCGACUCUGGAGAAGCCGUUUGGUUCCAGAUAACGAGGAGGGUGACGGCAAUGGCAAGAGCGGGGACUGCUGUCGGGACGAUGUCGGCGAACAUCCAAAAAAAAUCGGCAAAACCGAGUUCGGAGCGAUGACCCCGAGCGGCGCGGCCGGUGCGGAGCUCGGUGUGGGAGUGUGUUCCAGCGCCGGCUGGGGGGUGACUUUGGAUCAGCGCGGCGGCGCCGUGGUGUGUGUUCCGGAGCGGGGAAGCCCCAGGUCGGCGCAGGACAUCGACAGCAGGACGGUGACGUGCUGCUUGUUCAAAGACCGGGACUCUUCCGGACCCGGAAGUUCGGAAGCGGCGACUGUGGCUCGUGUGAAAGACCCGACCACGGGUCAGUGGGCGCCUCGGAGCCCUGGCAGCUCCUCGGUCGAGAGUCCUGAGGCGAAACGGCGCUCCUUGGCGGAGCAGGAGCUAAAGGCCGCCACGUACUCGUUGCUUAAACGGCUAAAAGAGAAGACGCUGGAUGCGCUGGUCGAAGCUGUGGAGUCCCGAGGCGGAGUGCCGAGCGAGUGUGUGAUGGUGGCUCGGGGAGAGCUGCGUCUGGGCGCUCACGCAGCACCGCCGCAGCUUCUCGUGUGUAAGCUGUACCGAUGGACCGACCUGCAGCACACGGCGCAGCUCAAAGCGCUCUACGAGUGCAAGAGUUUCGGCGGACGCGAUGGACCGCUAGUCUGCUGCAACCCCUAUCAUUACAGCCGCCUGUGUGGGCCAGAGUCGCCGCCUCCUCCUUACUCAAGGCUUUCCCCUAGUGACGAACACAAGCCACUGGAUCUGUCAGAUUCCACACUGUCUUACACUGAAAUGGAGGCUGUCAGCUCACCAAACAUCACCCAAGGGGAAUUCUCAGAUGCCAGCUUGUCUCCGGACGCCCCUAAGCAGAGCCACUGGUGCAGCGUGGCAUACUGGGAACACCGGACACGGGUGGGUCGCCUCUACCCAGUGUAUGAGCCCUCAGUGAGCAUCUUCUAUGACCUACCUCAGGGCACGGGCCUGUGCCUGGGCCAGCUGGGCGGUGAGCAUCGUGGUGGCACUGCACAGCGCACGCGCGGCAAAAUCGGCUAUGGCCUGCUGCUCAGCAAAGAGCCAGACGGUGUGUGGGCUUACAAUCGUAGCCAGCACCCCAUCUUCGUUAACUCACCAACGCUGGAGGCACCAGGAGGUCGCGGCCUGCUCGUACGCAAGGUCAUGCCCGGAUACUCGAUCAAGGUGUUUGACUACGAGCGCUCAGCUCGGCUGCUGCUGCGCCACGAGGCCGAGCUUGCGCUACCGGACGGCCCAUACGACCCCAACAGCGUGCGCAUCAGCUUUGCCAAGGGCUGGGGACCAUGCUACUCACGCCAGUUCAUCACCUCUUGCCCCUGCUGGCUCGAAAUCCUCCUCAACAACCAUAGAUAACACACAAACAAAUAGACACUGAGAGCCAGUCACAGACUCAGAGCCAAAAGAUGCACCCAGAGACUGGACACAACCCACAAACUAUCCCAAAUAUCAUCUACUUAGAUUUAAUAUAAAGUUUUAUAUAUUAUAUGAAAUAUAUAUUAUACUUGUAAAUACUGGAGUCAUUUUUACAAUGUAAUUAUUUAUGUAUGGUGCAAUGUGUACAUGGACAAGUGGAAAAGAAACAGAAAUGCACUUUGGCUUAUAUAUAUUAUAUAUAUAUAUAUAUAAAAUAUCUAUAAAGAUAAAGAAUUUUUCAAUACCAUUUUGAAAAAUUAUACAGCAAAAUUAGAUAAACCUGAUUUUGGUGUAUAGUUUUUACAUAUUACUAAUAUCCAGACAAAAAGCUAACACCGUUCACACAUUGAUAAUAAAGUAUUCGCAUAAUAUUUGUCUGGAACUGCUCACUUCUUUCCUAAAUGAAAGUCAACCAUUUUCAUUUAUAUCACCAUCACUAUACUAUAGUGCUUUCAGUGGGUGUGUGCAAUGUACUACCUGUGUGAAUAUGCUUCAGAAGGUGUAUACUGCGGGUGGAGUGGCCCACAGGCACCAAAGAGUCUGGCAAAUAAAAGAAGCCAGUGUGAAAGUA
Molecule: messenger RNA, 2892 nt
Organism: Tachysurus fulvidraco (yellow catfish)
Lineage: Eukaryota; Metazoa; Chordata; Actinopteri; Siluriformes; Bagridae
Gene: smad6b
Product: SMAD family member 6b
Exons: 4
Coding region: 795-2261 (488 amino acids)
Biological process (GO): SMAD protein signal transduction; regulation of transcription by RNA polymerase II; cell differentiation
Cellular component (GO): heteromeric SMAD protein complex
Molecular function (GO): transcription regulator inhibitor activity; I-SMAD binding
Source: RefSeq, a predicted model, not a curated record